CCAGUUAUCUUUAUUGGCGAGGUUAAUGGUCGAGCCUGGGGUGCUGGAGAUGAACAUCUGCUUAGAAUGGAUAUGAGGUUUGCUGGGCCAGACGCACAAUUUGGCGCACCUGAGGCAUCCCUUGGACUUAUUCACGUCGGCGGACUCCAACAAUUAAUAAGGCUCAUUGGUCCUGGCCGAGCCGCCGAAUACAUGCUUGCCGCCGCACAAGUUAGUGCUUCUGAAGCAGCUCGUGUAGGUUGGGUCAAUUCUGUGCAUCCUACUGCUGAGGCUCUUCAUGCAUAUGUGGAUAACCUGGCUGUGAGAAUUGCUCUCUUCCCUAUCGAAGCAAUUCAGGCCACCAAGGCUAGCAUUGCUGAACAGGCUCCUUCA
Molecule: messenger RNA, 372 nt
Organism: Trichoderma virens Gv29-8
Lineage: Eukaryota; Fungi; Ascomycota; Sordariomycetes; Hypocreales; Hypocreaceae
Exons: 1
Biological process (GO): fatty acid beta-oxidation
Molecular function (GO): enoyl-CoA hydratase activity
Source: RefSeq, a predicted model, not a curated record